AUCUCUCGUAUAUAACCUUGCGCUGCGAGUCCCGACGCUUGUACAGAUUCCGCCUUAGAUCCAUCACCCAUCAGUCCUUUCCCGACGCUCCCCACGACGACCACGACCCCGACGACGUCCUCAUCGGCGCCGCCUCUCAUGACGACCACUGUAACCCAACCCAUCGCUCUCCCUUCUCAUCAUGACCGAGACGUUUCCAUGACCUCUGGCUCCUUUACUGGCACCAGCGGCUCGUUUAACCCUGCUUCAUACACCCGACAUCUCAUAGGCUCGCCGCUAUCGUUCCGCUCGGGGUCGUUUGGAAGCAGAUUCUACCCUGGCGUAUCACCAGGACAGUUAUUAGGGCCACUAGACCCUACCGAUUUCAAAUUCGGCAAAGUUUCUUCCUCAGUAGAGAGCGAUCGCGGAUCGAUAUUGAAUGCCUUCACCAUCCAGGAUAGAGAGGAUGAACUGUGCCGUAAUUAUACGUGUUGCGGGCUCAACCUGACCGACCUGCACGCGCUGCUAGAGCACUUUGAGGAAUGCCACGUCGUGGUUGUCGACCCGUACCACCCCCAACCUCAGCUACAAGUGCAGACCUCGCAGAAUAACCCGCCACAGAACGUAGACCUCACCACCGCCGUCGAGGCCGCCGCACAAAAUGCGAAUAACAUGAACAACAACCAGUACGUCGUGCAGCCCGCGCCGGCAAGCACGAUGCUGCAGAUCCCGCAGGGCUACCACAACGGGCUGUUCGACCCGGACGAUAUGGAGAUGGACAUGGAGAACGCGAGCGCGCCGUCCAGCGGCGCGCCCUCCCCACCUGAUACUCCGAUUUCCACGCCGCUGUCGAGCUACCCCAGCCCGUCGAUGGCCUCGAGCGGCCAUGCGUUCCCGCACCCGCAGGUGUACUCGAGUCCGGCGUCCACGUCGAACUCCGCGUGUCCCUCGCCCAUAUCCGCGUUCGAUACGACCACGGUCUUGUCGUCUCGCUCGUCGCUGCUCUCGGUCUCGACGUUCCCGGCGACGAGGGAUAUGUUAAAUAAUGGCUACAAUGGGUACAAUGGCGAUGCGUUCUCUGCUUCUGGCAUGGUCAGCGAAGGUGUCGACAGCGCUCCGCAGACGCCACUAUCGCCCGAGAGCUGCGUGCCCCCUGCGCUCUUGUUCUCUGCUUCCAGCACUCCCGUGACGACUCCUAAUGGCUCUCGCGUCAACUCUCCCGCUCCGAACUCCUACUUCCCGCAAGCAUCCACCUCUGGCUCUUCGUCUCUAAACCCGAACAAGGCAAGCAGCUCUGCUGCCGCCCGCGCAAGCACCACGCUCUCACGCCCCUCGUCGUCGCUCUUGCUCUCGAAGCCGUUCAAGUGCCCGAAGCCCAACUGCAACAAGUCGUACAAGCAGGCGAACGGGUUGAAGUACCACAUGACGCACGGCUCCUGUAGCUUCGGGCCGGCGAAGGAGCUCGGCGAGGUGCAGGCGGUGCUGAAGGAACGCGAGCGCGAGGGUUCGGAGGGCGAGCCGCUGACGGAGCGCGAGAUGAUGGAGAUUGAGCGCGAGGCGGAACGCAGGCUCCGGCCGUUUGCUUGUGGGGUUGGGGACUGCCAGAGGCGGUACAAGAACAUGAAUGGACUGAGGUAUCACUACCAGCACUCCGGCGAUCAUGGAGCGAUUGGUCUGGCUCUUCUUGCGUCUGGCCAGCACGAGUGCCUACGGAACGCUCACGGCCGACGAGACGGCAGCCGUGACCGCAAUGCGAACAACGCCGCGGCCCAACAGCAACGCCAGUCGCAGACUACGUUCCCUUCGAAUCCUCAGCCUCAGACGUCGACGACGCAAUACGCUCAGCAGCAGCAGCAGCAGCAACCGCAACAGCAAACGUUUGCGACGGCAUACACUGUUCAGCCGACGCAGUCGCAGCAGCACCAGCCGCAUCAGCAGCCGCAGCAGUGGUCGACGCCGAUGAUGGUGUACAACGUCCAAAUGCAGCCGCAAGCGCAGCCGCAGCACCAAGGCUACUCGAGCUGAUCGAACUCGCGUUCUGUUCCCGUCUCUCGCUGUCCUCCAUUGUAUCGCGAUCCAGCCGAUCCUCCACGACGGAGAUGUGUAUAAAAGUACGACAUUGGUAUAUAAUUGGGUUUUCUACCGCCGGGGUCACUUGCCUGCUUCCGACUUCGACUUCACCAUCCGUCAACUUCGUCCUUAUAGACUGCAACAUCCUCGACUAAUAUACGGGAGGUCGUGGGGAGUGGCUGGAUGUGUUGCGGGUCGUUGCGUGCGUCAAAAAGUAUUUGCAUAUAUAAUCCUCUUGCUCUUUCCUUGUUUUCUUGUCCAUGUUUGUUGCUUGCUCGUCUCUUUUCCUUCCCUCUAACCGACAAAAUAUCGUUUUACCAGGCAUCAGUGCCACUUCCCAUCUCACUCCGCUGCGGGUCUCUGGCUUGGUUUUCUGGACAGACUGUAAUCAUUAUUAGUGUAAUUUUCCUUGCUCUGCGUCAUUGCUCUAUUCUCGACGUCCUUCUCUCUCCACUUACGAUAUCGACUACGCACCACUAGUAUAUAGCUCCCUCCCCCUCAUGACUUGGUAUGACCCACUGUUAUCAAAAGCCGGUGCUAUGACCUGUUGUACAUGUACACGCUUUUAGAUAGCUGCUACGGUACAUGUUGUACGAUGUGGUCAAUGACAUAAAAAAUAAGAUAGAGUGGU
Molecule: messenger RNA, 2680 nt
Organism: Gloeophyllum trabeum ATCC 11539
Lineage: Eukaryota; Fungi; Basidiomycota; Agaricomycetes; Gloeophyllales; Gloeophyllaceae
Exons: 4
Coding region: 139-2004 (621 amino acids)
Cellular component (GO): nucleus
Source: RefSeq, a predicted model, not a curated record